Molecule: messenger RNA, 327 nt
Organism: Opisthorchis viverrini
Lineage: Eukaryota; Metazoa; Platyhelminthes; Trematoda; Opisthorchiida; Opisthorchiidae
Exons: 3
Coding region: 1-327 (108 amino acids)
Source: RefSeq, a predicted model, not a curated record
AUGGGCAUGUUUUGUGGAAUGUCUGACUCCUGCCUGAAAGGUCGGAUGUUCGAAUUCUUUCUGAGCCGUUUUGAUAUUCUUCUACAGAAAGAUCAGAAUCAGAUGCCGAACGAUACCGAAUUGUUGCCCACACUGGGCCCGCAACUGGUUGCCAAAUUUGACAAGAACUUUUGCAGUCGAGACCCGACUGACCUUGACCCGAGUGACCUUGGCAAUGAUCCGGAGCAAUCUGUUGGGGUUUGCAAAUCAUAUCUUACUCAAGACUCUCGAGACCACGGGCGAAUUUACUCUAUUGAUGAAUGCAUCAAGAACAAAUUACGUUUGUAA